AUGGCGAAUCAAGCCUCCCAACAGCAAACAUUCAUAGUCGGAAUCUCCGGCCCCUCCUCCAGCGGCAAAACCACCCUCGCCCGUCUCCUCCAACGGAUCUUCUGCGGGGUGCAGCUGAAGUCCGAACAGCUAAACACAUUCAUCAUCCACGAAGAUGACUUCUACUACUCUGAUGACCAAAUUCCUUACACAACCCUCCCCUCCGGCAAACAAAUACAAGAUUGGGAUACCGUCGCCGCAAUCGACACGAGCUUUCUCGCGCAGGCACUCUCCUACGUCCGGAUGAAUGGCAGUCUCCCGCCACGACUAUCUAGUAAAGAAGAUCAAAAUGAGAAAGGGGAGAGUGGAGUCGAAGAUUCCCUCGUGCAGGAACUGAGGGAUCUUGUUUCGAGCCGACUUGCCAAUGCGCCUUCGAGGACAAUUGCGUUUAUGGAGGGGUUUCUGCUCUAUGCUCCGCCGUCUACAGCUACUGAAAAGGGGGAAGAUAACCCUCUCACGAAAGUCCAGGCCCAAAUUCACCUCCCUCUUUUCCUGCCUGCGCCGUAUACAACUGUGAAGGCUCGUCGCGAGGGGAGGGCAGGAUACGUUACGAUCGGGCCUGGGGUGGAUCAGCCGUCACCAGGGGAGGGGAAUACGGUGGAUAAGGAGGAUAAGGAGGUUGAUCUGGAGGGCGAGGAUGAUCGGCCGCCGCAAAAUUUCUGGGUUGAUCCGCCUGGUUAUGUGGAUGAUAUCGUUUGGCCGAGGUAUGUUGGGGAUCAUUCUUGGUUGAUUAUUCCUGAUCAUGGAGAGGGAGAGGGUGGUGAUGGGAGGGAUUUGGUGAAGAGGGUUGGAGAAGGCGUUAAUGUUCGGACUGAUGUGGGUGUUUGUGUUGCGCCGGGGAAAGGGGCUGUUGGAAUGGACGUUGUGGUAAGGUGGGCGGUUGAGGAGAUUUUGAGACGGUAUUUGGGAGUUUGA
This is a messenger RNA of Penicillium argentinense, 954 nucleotides long. RefSeq names its product ribosylnicotinamide kinase. NCBI's taxonomy places the organism in Eukaryota, Fungi, Ascomycota, Eurotiomycetes, Eurotiales, Aspergillaceae. Gene Ontology annotation, molecular function: ATP binding; kinase activity. Gene Ontology annotation, cellular component: cytoplasm. The record is from RefSeq and is a predicted model, not a curated record. Bases 1 to 954 code for a protein of 317 amino acids. The transcript has 2 exons.